Messenger RNA from Schistosoma intercalatum, 944 nucleotides. The record is from the annotation of a GenBank genome assembly. NCBI's taxonomy places the organism in Eukaryota, Metazoa, Platyhelminthes, Trematoda, Strigeidida, Schistosomatidae.
ACGAAUUUAAAGUCUGUCCUUCAGCUCUUCGUUUUCUGAGCUGAACUAAAACAUGAGCAAGCGUUGUGAUAUUGUCAACCUCAAUGUUGGUGGUCGAAAGUACACAUGUAGUUCAGAUUACACUGCCAUUUUACAGGUUUUCUACUUCUCGCAAUACACUUUUGUGGAACAAAAACUCAUUUUUCAGCAUAUUACUUGAUGGUGCCUUGCCUACACUAAGAGAUGAAUCAGGGGCUAUAUUCAUAGAUAGAGAUCCAGAUAUGUUCAGUGUCAUUCUCAACUACCUACGAACUAGUGAGGUCAAUCUUAAUGGUGUAGAUAUUAAUUCACUCAAGAACGAAGCUCAGUUUUACGCGCUGGACUCUCUAGUUAAGAAACUAUCUUUAUGUGAAGAAAAUCUUCUAGGCAAAUGUGGAGACCUACUGUUCCAUGCUUACAUGCCCUCACCAGAAUUCAUAUUGGAUGAAUCUGGGAAAAACUUCAGGUGGGGUGCAAAUAAAGACAGCCAAUGUGGUAAUCAUUCUAGUCCUGGAAAUAAUGUAGGCCUACUGACUUACACCACUGCUAGUUUAUCUAUGAAAAAAAAUUCGAAUGCAAUGAUAAAAGGCUCCAAAAAUUUGCAACAUACAAUAAAAAAUUCACCGAUUAAGACACGGACGACUAAUUCAUUGCAUGAUGCUUCUAAUUGUGGUGCAAACAGAACUAAAGAUAACGGAAAUACAUCUAAGCAUGACUAUCUACCCGACUGUCCUACACAAAGAAUUCUUGACGAGUCAAUGGCAAGUGCGUCGAAUCCAGUUAAUCAAUCAACUAGUCAGGAUUUUGAAAGUAAUGAUUUACACUCAGCCAAUCCCGAGUUGCAUCAUAAACCUGUAACCUUACUUGUUUGUCAUCAAAGCAUAAUGGCUGCUGCUUACUCAGAUUGUGUAGGUGUAUUCUCGUAA